Arachis duranensis is the source of this 1105-nucleotide messenger RNA. RefSeq lists its product as uncharacterized. The record is from RefSeq and is a predicted model, not a curated record. Lineage: Eukaryota; Viridiplantae; Streptophyta; Magnoliopsida; Fabales; Fabaceae.
AUGCCUAUCACAGGCCUUCUAGUUCCAGUGCUCCCAGUAGUAUAUAUGAUUCGUAUUUGUUUGGCAUCCCUCUUUUGCUAUAGUCUUCGUGUCUAUCUAUAUUCUAGUAUUGGUUUUGUAUUUUCAGAUCUUGUAACGGUCGUUAUCGGGGCUUCUUCGGUUUCUGGUUCGGGUGGGAAAAUUAUUCCCCAUUCCAGCCCAGCUACCUCCUCGUCGGAAGAUUCAUUCGGAAUCCAGGUCCUGUCGGAGCCUUGGCCCGUUAUUCACAAUGAGACCCUUGAAUCCUCCAUGAGGAAUAGAAUUAGGGUACUUGAAAAUACGGAUUGCAUUUUUCUCCUUGAUAAGGAGAAGGGGGAAUAUUGGGAAGAAGUCAAAAGAAACCUCGACUCUUGUCCUUCUCAACAAGAAUAUAACCGAGUAAUAGAGUUUGAGAGUCGCGAUCUCCAAAUCAGAGAACUACGACAUAAUAAAUGUUUAUCAAUCUUUCAACAGCUACUGCGAGAUAAUCCAACCUUGGCGGAUAGGGCCAUUUACAAUCCGCAAUCAGCUUUUGUUGAUUUGUUAGACGACAACCGAACGGAAAUUGAUGAACAAGUCGGAAGUCCCUUAGAGAGAGACCGCCGCGAGCCGCAAAACCAAGUUGAUUGAUUUGGCGCUCGGGUGUUGGUUGUUCGGUUUAUUUUAUUUUAACUUUGCUUCAGCAUGCGUUAACAGCUGCUUGGGGUACGAUGACAAAGAGAAGUUCGGCUUGGCUUUCCAGGCUUAAAGAGCCUUGUUACUAUGUACUACCUUCUCGCUUCUCCUUCACUUUAAAGCCUCUAUCUUUCAGCACUAUGAACUCUAAGUCACGGUACGGGCCCUUUAUAUAUAACUUGUACGAGAAGUAGGGUAGGUGUAGUACGUACGCAUAUAUAUAACUUGUACUUGAAGCACGGUAGGUGUAGUACGUACGCAUGGAGUUCUCGCAUGGACUGACGCCUAGGAGUGAGAGGGUUGUGCUAAAUGAAGAGCUCUAUUCCAGUCCAUAAAGUGAGGAAUCAGGUAGCACGACUUAAGGGUCGAUCUUAAUAAAGAAAGGAGAGAACAUACCUAUUGAAGGAAAAAG